AUGCGCAUUGCGGGCGGCAUUACCAUCGUUCUGAGUCUUGUGGGCGCAGUCUCUGCUAGUCUCCGUCCUCGCUCCCACGAUACCCGCGACUACUUCGCCCUCCACCUCGAUCCUGCCAUCCCUCCCUCUCAGGUCGCACAGGUCUUGGGUGCACGCCAUGAGGGCCAAAUUGGAGAAUUGACCGAUCACCACACUUUCUCGUUACCGCGGGACGAGAACUCUCAUUUGGAUACCCUGUUGGACGAUUGGCGAGCCAAGAGACAGCUGCGCCGGCGGUCGGGCAAUAAGAUUACAUCAAGGUCCAGUAGGAAUCCGCUGGAUGGGAUUCUGUGGUCGCAAAAGCUUGCUCCAAGGCAACGGCUUAAGAAGCGCAUUCCUCCGCCCCCGGUCGCCGCCGUAGCGCGGAGCAACCCUCGCAAUGAUAAGGCGGCAGAACAGGCCCGCGCGCACGUCAUGAAAACGCUGGGGAUUAGCGACCCGAUAUUCGAGGAACAAUGGCAUCUGCACAAUGUUGAGCGACCGGAACAUGACCUCAACGUGACUGGGAUUUGGCUGGAGGGUGUGACCGGCAAGGGGAUCAUAACUGCGGUCAUUGAUGAUGGAUUGGACAUGGACAGCAAAGAUUUGAAGUCCAACUACUUCGCGGAAGGCUCUUAUGACUUCAAUGACGACGAUCCCGAGCCCCGUCCCGAACUUUCGGAUGACAGGCAUGGCACUCGAUGCGCAGGCGAGAUUGCGGCAGCAAAGAACAAUGUCUGCGGUGUCGGAGUCGCGUUUGACAGCAAGGUGGCCGGGAUUCGCAUCUUGUCUAAGGCGAUUGAUGAUGUCCAUGAAGCAGAGGCCAUCAACUUUGGUUAUCAGAAAAAUGAUAUCUACUCCUGCUCGUGGGGCCCUCCCGAUGACGGCGCCACCAUGGACGCACCGGGUGUUUUGAUCAAGCGAGCAAUGGUCAACGGUGUGCAGAAGGGACGUGGGGGGAAGGGAUCUAUCUUUGUUUUCGCGGCAGGCAACGGCGCCAUGUCCGGUGACAACUGCAACUUCGAUGGAUACACCAACAGCAUCUACAGUAUUACGGUUGGAGCUAUUGACCGUGAGGGAAACCACCCUAGUUACUCGGAAUCGUGCUCCGCUCAGCUAGUUGUUGCUUACAGCAGCGGAUCUGGUGAUGCGAUCCACACCACCGACGUGGGUUCCGACAAGUGCUAUUCCAUGCACGGAGGUACUUCUGCGGCCGGUCCACUUGCUGCAGGCGCCGUUGCACUUGCGCUCAGCGUGCGACCAGAGCUGACCUGGCGCGAUCUUCAGUAUUUGAUGGUGGAAACCGCGGUCCCUGUGAAUGAGGAUGACGGAAGUUGGCAAGUCACUUCUUCUGGUCGAAAGUUCAGUCACGACUGGGGUUUCGGGAAGGUUGACACCUAUUCGUUGGUCGCACGCGCCCGGUCAUGGGAGUUUGUGAAACCGCAGGCGUGGUAUGAUUCUCCUUGGCUUCGGGUGCACCGCGAAAUCCCACAGGGCGACAAGGGGCUUCUCAGUCGCAUCAACGUGACUGCCGAGCAAAUCAAGAAGGCGAACUUCGCUCGCCUGGAGCAUGUGACGGUCACCAUGAAUGUCAAUCAUACUCGCCGCGGAGAUCUUAGUGUCGAGAUGCGCAGUCCGGGUGGAACCACCAGUCAUCUGAGUGUUACCCGCGAUGAAGACAAUGCGAAUGCUGGAUAUGUCGACUGGACGUUCAUGUCGGUUGCUCAUUGGGGUGAAACGCCUGUAGGCGAAUGGACGGUGAUUGUGAAAGAUACCGAGGUCAAUAAUGACCAAGGUACUUUCAUUGAUUGGCGGAUCAACCUCUGGGGUGAGGCCAUCGAUGGAUCUAAGCAGCCGCUUCACCCGUUGCCCGACUUACACGAUGAUGACCACCCCUACGAGGAUGCCCCUGUGGCUACGACCACCGUGGCGACAGGACCAACUAAGACAAGCCACCCCAAUCCAGAUGAGCACCAUGACCGGCCUGUCAAUGAGAAGCCUGGGCAGCCAACGCCUACGAAGCCUGCUGCGGAUCAAUCGACCCCAGCCGCCUCCCCGAGCUCCAGCGCAGCCGCCUCCAACUAUAUAUCCUCUUAUCUCCCCAGUUUUGGCGCUUCGAAACGCACCCAGGUCUGGAUCUACGCGUCUUUGGCAAUGAUUAUUGUCUUUUUCAUCGGUUUGGGUAUUUACUUCCAGCUGCAACGACACAAGCACCGUCGCACCAACCCUCAAGAUGACUAUGAGUUUGAGAUGAUCGAGGAUGAAGAUGAGAUGCAUCCCAUGACCGGGGCCCCUGGUCGGUCCCAGCGUCGCGGUGGCGAGCUGUACAAUGCGUUCGCCGGUGAAAGUGACGAGGAGAUGUUUAGCGAUGAUGACGACUCGUACGGGGAUGGCGCAGCCAAUACUCGAGAGAAAGAUGGGGAGCACGAUAUCUCUCAGAACACCCGUCUACUCUCCGAAAAGUAG
Messenger RNA from Penicillium alfredii, 2484 nucleotides. It is a transcript of the gene kexB, whose product is annotated as kexin kexB. Bases 1 to 2484 code for a protein of 827 amino acids. The record is from RefSeq and is a predicted model, not a curated record. Gene Ontology annotation, cellular component: trans-Golgi network; Golgi membrane. Lineage: Eukaryota; Fungi; Ascomycota; Eurotiomycetes; Eurotiales; Aspergillaceae. Gene Ontology annotation, molecular function: serine-type endopeptidase activity. Gene Ontology annotation, biological process: protein processing. The transcript has 2 exons.